AUACCAUAAAGCCAUUCUAAUGGGAAUGUACGCAUUUUGUCCAGUUUUGAUUACACCACGUGAUCAUGUAUCCAAAGCUUAUGAAUUAGCCAUAAAGCUUGGUUAUGACGGCGAACCGGGAAAUCAUAAAAAGUUGCACAAUUUUUUCAAGAAUGUGGACUACGAUCGAGUGUUGAUGAUAAAGCACGAGCAAUUGCUUGACGAUAUUACAAUGGAUGUUCUUCCUGUUUCGGUGUUUUCGGCUACCCCAGAACCAGGAGAAAGUUCACCUCUACCCCUAUCGCCAGAACAACUUAUCUCAUCGACAAAUCGCGUGCCAAUAAUGAUCGGAUUCUGCGAAAAAGAAGCUUGCAUGACUUUUUUAAGACACGGAGAUUUCAAAAAAUCAAUGAGUACAGCUUUUCAGAAAGUUAUUCAACAGAAUUCUUGGGGAUGGGGAGCUGUUUUGGAUGAUUGCGAGCUGAGACUAGUUCAAAAAGAAGUGGAAGCAUUCUAUUUAGCUGGCAAGUCUAUAGAAACUGUAUCACAAACAGUUUUAUGCGAUGUACGAGCAAUAUGACCUAUUCUAUAAUAUUUUUGAAAUUUUUACACAGAAUUACGGUGUCCAGCUGCACUUUUGUGAUUGGGGGGGGGC
Molecule: messenger RNA, 634 nt
Organism: Planococcus citri (citrus mealybug)
Lineage: Eukaryota; Metazoa; Arthropoda; Insecta; Hemiptera; Pseudococcidae
Exons: 3
Coding region: 20-559 (179 amino acids)
Source: RefSeq, a predicted model, not a curated record